This is a messenger RNA of Penicillium riverlandense, 1092 nucleotides long. Its product is annotated as Frag1/DRAM/Sfk1. Gene Ontology annotation, cellular component: membrane. The transcript is spliced from 9 exons. The record is from RefSeq and is a predicted model, not a curated record. Lineage: Eukaryota; Fungi; Ascomycota; Eurotiomycetes; Eurotiales; Aspergillaceae. The coding region runs from base 1 to 1092 and encodes 363 amino acids.
AUGUGGAUUGCCACGCUUGUGGCUAUGCUUGCAAGCUGGGCGGCAGAUGGGAAACCCAUAUAUUCAACCAUGAGCCCUGGGCUAACUAUUCCGUACAUAUCGCACAUCGGGGCCGAAGGACUCAAGCCGCUUUUUAUCGCAGGUUGCGCAGUCACUGGUGUUUUCCUGGACUUGGCCUUACUUGCAGAGCGCUGGCUUCGACAUUCAGGACAACUUGCAAGAAACAGAGGAGUGUUUGAUAAAACCUGUGCUGUUGGGUCUAUCGUGUUCUCCGUCUCAGGAGCUUUAGGCCUUCUGCUCUUGGCCAUUUUUGACGUUAAGCACCAUGACCAUCUUCACUACGGAUUUCUCAUUAUGUUCAUAGUGAGUUAUGUGGUCAGCGCCAUCCUGGUGUGUCUUGAGUACAUUCGCCUCGGUCGUUUCUAUCGACCACAGCUACGAAUAUUACUCGUCAGCUUCUAUAUUAAGGCUCUGUUCAUCGUCCUUGAGAUUGGUGUGGCCAUUGGAUUUGGCAUCUGCAAGAAAGCCAAAACUCCUGCAAGGAAGAACGCGGCCGCUGUUUUAGAAUGGGUCGCUGCUCUAAUUUUUGCGUUCUUCGUUUUCUCCUUGGUGAUUGACUUACUUCCAUCUUGUGUCAGUGCACUUAUUGUCCUUGGAAUAACAGCAUGGGCUGCGCGGAAUACCAAAACGGUAACAGUUAUCUACUCUCUGAUCGUUGCUACCUUGACACCGGUUGUUCAUGCGGCUGCGUUAAGCACAAGUUGUGUCACAAGGCGCCGUAAAUGGCAUGUCUUUCCACUACUUAUUACCGAUGCAGCUCUCUCCUACUUAUGGCUUACUGCUUUCAUUUUCCUGGCACUUGAUUUUAACCAAGUCAGUUGUCGAAUUAACCGCUGGAACGGACAAACAGUUUGCAGUCGAAAGUACGCUGCAGAAGCAUUCAGCUUUAUUGCGUUCUUCACCACACUUGGUGCUCUGGUGUUUGAAGUAUUGUACAUUUACUGGAUGAAAACUGGGGAUCCGCAGCCGAGGAAAGACCGUAAGGCCGAAGAGCAAUUGGCUCAAAACAUGCGCUCUGCUGGUGUGAUCUAG